This is a messenger RNA of Drosophila sechellia, 2674 nucleotides long. It is a transcript of the gene BuGZ, whose product is annotated as Bub3 interacting GLEBS and Zinc finger domain protein. Gene Ontology annotation, cellular component: nucleus. NCBI's taxonomy places the organism in Eukaryota, Metazoa, Arthropoda, Insecta, Diptera, Drosophilidae. The coding region runs from base 131 to 1816 and encodes 561 amino acids. The record is from RefSeq and is a predicted model, not a curated record. Gene Ontology annotation, molecular function: DNA binding. The transcript has 7 exons.
AUGGUCACUCUGACUGGCUCUCCAUUUUGUUUUCCACGACAUAGCAAUUUGUAGUUCAACAAAUUGUUUUUUUCUACCAAUUACCGGAGCGAUUUUGUAAAUUUAAGUGUUUUAAAGUCACCUUAGGAUCAUGGGACGCAAGAAGAAGAAGGCCUCCAAACCCUGGUGCUGGUACUGCAACCGUGAGUUCGAUGACGAAAAGAUCCUUGUGCAGCACCAGAAGGCCAAGCACUUCAAAUGCCACAUCUGCCACAAGAAGUUAUACACCGGACCGGGACUAUCCAUACACUGCAUGCAGGUGCACAAGGAGACGGUGGAUAAGGUCCCCAACUCGCUGCCCAAUCGCUCAAAUAUUGAAGUCGAAAUCUUCGGCAUGGACGGCAUUCCCGCCGAGGAUCUCAGGGAUCACGAACGCCAGAAGAAUGGGGGAAAGUCUGAUUCGGACGAUGAUGAACCGGUGGCCAAAAAGAAAGUGGAAUAUGCCAUGAGUGUACCGCCGCCUAUGAUGAUGCCCCCAAACAUGAUGCCACCGCACAUGCUGGGCCAGUACGGCAUGGGCAUGAUGCAGCAUAUGCCGCCGCUGCCUCCGUAUCCAGUGCCCAUGAUGCCGCACAUGAUGCCUCCGCGUCCUCUGUUUCCAGCCGCCAUGGCCACAACAUCGGCGGCAGCUGCUGCGGCGGCGGCACAUCAUCACCACGCCGCCGCCAUGGCUCAACAAAAGCCAACAUUUCCAGCGUACAGUAAUGCUACCAUAAGUGCUCCGCCUACUACCAAUCAUGCUGGUGGCGCAUCAGGCGCACCACCAAGUGGUCCGCCCGAUGCUCAGCAACACCAGCAGCGACCUCCAGCUCCACCGGCGGCAAGCGGAACAUCCGCUGCUGCUGUGACCACAAAGAUAAUGCAUCCACAGGAGGACCUGAGCUUGGAAGAAUUGCGAGCGCGCCAACCGAAAAUACAAGCACGGUUGGCGGCCGCUUUGGCUUCACUGGCGAAUCCACAAAGUUGCAAGAGUCCCAGCAACAAUGGUGGCGCCUCCACGUCGAUUCCCACCACUCCGCCGCCCCCGUCGCUGGCCGGGAUCUCGCCAACGGGUAGCAAUAGCAGCAGUGGCAUGGCUAACUCGAUUGCCGUCUCCGCAGCCAUGUCGAAGGCCCAGGAAAACGCCGCUCUAGUAGCCGUGGCACAGGCCCAGGCGCAGGCACACGCACAUGCUGCCCAGGUGCAGGCCCAAGCUCAAGCCCAGGCCGUGGUCCAAGCUCAGGUGCAAGCCGCCCAUGUGGCGCACGCUGUGGCAGCACAGCAUCAGGCGGCACAGCAGCAACAGGCGGCUCAGCAGCAACAGCAAGCCGCGGUGCAACAGCAGGCGGCGGUGCAGCAGCAGCAGCAACAACAGGCGGUGGUGCAGCAGCAGCAGGCGGCGCAGCAGCAGGUCAAGCAACUGGAGGAACUGAAUCGGGCUGUGAUGCUCCAGCGCUUUCAGGCUGCCCGACAGCCUGGGAAUCCCGGUGCGGCAGCAGCGGCUGCGGCGGCCGCAGCCGUCGGCAUGAUGCCGCUCCCUGGGCACAUGCAGCUUAUGCAGCCGAUGCUAAGACCGGCCAUGGCCAUUGGACCCCAUGGAGCUCUCAUAGGCGGGAAUAUGCUUAGAGCCGGUGGCCCCGGAUUACACGGCAUGCCUGCAGGUCUACUGCCAAUGCAGAUAGGACUACCGGGAAUGCCGGGUGCCUUACCAGCAGGAGCGAUGGCGAUGCCUGGAAUGGGCGUAAUGCUGCAAGGACAUCCCAAUAUGCUGCAAAUGAUGCAGCCGCGCUUUAGAUGAUGUCUGCCCGCAGCGCCGUGUCUGUUGCAGGCGCCAGCAGCCCAGACGCCAACGCACCUGCAACCGCAGCCGCAUCCUCAGCACGUGCAGCCAGCCCGGUCCUUUUCCCGCACCACGGCCGCUCUGCAGGCUCAGGCACCACUGUUGAGCCUGCCGCUGCCACUGCUUUUCCAUGAGUGAGGCACGGAUCAAGCUUAUGAUUGCAAACAGCAAAACAGCGCGCACUCAGCAAGCAAGUUCUUUUAUAAAAUCCAACCAAAGUCAGUUUUUUUUUUUCAAUGUAUAACAGUUUUUGAGACACGGUACCCUAAAAACACACAUACACACUUCUUGGCCACACGCUACCCACUAAUCAGCGGUUAUGCCUAGUAAACAAGUCGAUGUCAUUUAUAUAUAUAUAUUUCGUUCAUCUAAAGCACUCCAUUUUAGCUUUUGUUUUAAACCAAAUUCCCCAUUUUUCCCAAUCUGACCCUCUCGAUGUGCGUGCAUAAAUACAUCUUUUAGAUAUAUUAUUCGUACUCUUUGUAUAACACAAAGUAUCACAACGCUAAACCACACACACACUAACACCAACCAUCUGAAGCUAUUUUGUUGUGCUGUAGAAAUCUAUCUAAUAUCUGUAUCUAUAUCUGUAUAAUCAGCAAAUUAAUCGUUGACACUUAACAUUUAACAUUCUUUUCUUUUUUUUAGUUUCAUUUAGUGAGCAUAUACUUUAAACACAUCCACACCCACACACUCUCAAGUUGUUUAAUUAUAUCGCCUACAAAACAAAUGAAAUCCGAAAAGAAAAAAACCUUCGAAAUCACACAAAACCAAAUGCAAAACCAAAAAACAUGAACGCUCAAAGCCCUGGGUAUG